Molecule: messenger RNA, 1260 nt
Organism: Hemicordylus capensis (graceful crag lizard)
Lineage: Eukaryota; Metazoa; Chordata; Lepidosauria; Squamata; Cordylidae
Gene: PROK1
Product: prokineticin 1
Exons: 4
Coding region: 167-502 (111 amino acids)
Source: RefSeq, a predicted model, not a curated record
UGUUAAAUAGAGAGCCAGGAGAGGGGGAUGUGAUCAGAUCUUACUGAGCAUCUAGCAAGACAGGGAGGAGAAGAGGGGUUCACGGCAGCACAGCAUAACUGUGACAUGAGAGAGGGAGUGUUAGAGGGAGGGAAAAGACAAAGACUCACUAAUUUUCUCAAGCAUCAUGAAAAUAGUUAUCCAAAUAUUUUGUUUCUUUCUCUUAACCACCUUCUACAAGUGUGCUGUGAUCACAGGGAGUUUGGAGUCUUUCAAGGCCUGUGAGAGAGAUCUCCAGUGUGGAGGUGGGACAUGCUGUGCCAUCAGCUUGUGGAUCCGUGGGCUCCGGAUGUGUACUCCAUUAGGGCAAGAGGGAGAUGAAUGCCAUCCCAUCAGCCACAAGGUCCCUUUCUUUGGAAAACGGCAGCAUCAUACCUGUCCAUGCUUGGCAAACUUCAUCUGCUCCAAAUUCAUUGAUGGCCGAUACCGAUGUUCAGUAGAUUUCAAAAGCAUGGACUUUUAAUACAAAAGGAAGAGUUUCAUCGUCUUUCCUGCCCACAGAUCCCUGCAGUUCAAACCAUUUAAAUACAAUCUUCUGUCUCCUUCACCUUUGAAGACAAUGACACAAGCAUUGUCCAUUUACACAAGUAUUAUCCAUUAAUUUAAAUGCAUAUACAGCAAUUAAAGCAGUCAGUGACUUAUCCUCUCAAUAUCAACAUGCAAGCAUUGUGCUUGCAAACUAGGCAAAAUUUCAGAGUCUGAAAUGUAAGUUAGGAUCACAAUUGUUAAUGGGCAGCUUCACAUGUAAUGUGGCAAGUAAGGUUGCUGCCAGCCCCCAGUUCUGGAGUGUGCACUGUGCAUAGAUGCCUGACUUCCAAUAAUGGAUUAGCUAUGCCAACACUGGUUGGUUGUGUCAUCCAAACCCUCCAGCAUUGUCAUAUUCUGCCUUAUUAGUGAUUUCAAGCCUGACAUCCAUAACCUACUUCAAAUCUAGGUUACAGAUGUCAUUUUCGGAACUACAAGUGGGGUAGAAUAUGCAGACAAUGACGGGUUUGGAUGACUUGUCCAAUGUCAGCAAUGCCAUCUCAACACUGGGUCCCAUGCAUGCUUCGAGAACGGGGGACUUGUGACAACCUUACUUGCCAUGUUAUGUGUGAAGCCGCUCAAUGUGUGAGGAAGUCUCCCCAAUAUCUUUUAAAAAUUUCUUUUGAAUUUAACCCAAGGGUCUGUCAACAAUACUUUGAUCAUGUACAUUAAAAUGUAAUGGUCUUUAAUGUAUUA